AUGGCCGAUAACUUGAAGUCGGAUGAUGAUGAUCGUGCCGUCGACUCGGAGUCAACGGAGCAGUUUACAGGAGUAGCGUCUCUGCAACCCGCUAGCAGUACUAGCACGACUUCUGCGAGUAGCACGAACAAUGGUGGCGCCUUUGAAGGGGUAGUUGACGCUCCGCGUCGCGCCGCCGGCGCCGACAGGCGGUUCUCGUGCAGCGCCGUUACACCAGCGGGGCUUGCCGCGGGGAAUGGGAUCGCGAUUGGCGGGGGCGGCGCUGCCGCCGCAGCUGCCGCCGCUGCGCUGUCCGCCGCGGUCGCCGCGGCUGCAGCGGCCUCCGCGGCGGCCGAAAGAAGCGCCGGUGGUAGCAAUGGCCGUCUGACUGGAUACCAUACUGGCGAUGGUAGUAGUCUCUCUGCCAGCGGGUCGGAAUCAGCGGCACUGCGGCCCCCAGCCGCGCUGUUCUCUGUUGCGGAAUCAGGCUCUGCGCUCGCCGCCGCUGCGCUGUCCUCCUCCCCUUUCCCCGCGCAAAAAUCGCUCACGGGUGCCGUGGCGGCAGGCGCGCGGCGUGGUCCUGCCACCGGACGCGCCGCGCGGCCAGGCAGCAGCGGCGGCGGCGGCGGCGGCGGCGGAGAUUGCAAUCGUGGGGGGGGCAGGGGGAUGGCGCGAACGGCGGAAAAAGCGGAGUUUGAUUUGUCGGUGCCCGCGAAGGCGCGCAAGUCGAUGUCCGGGUCGGGCAGACGCGCGUCGCUGGACUACUCGGACCUGGAAGCCGUGCGGGAGAGGGUGCAGCAGGCCGCGGCCCUGUGGGCUCUUGCAGAGGACAGGGAGAGGGAUCAAGGGAAUCAAGCCAGCGAUACGGACGAUGAUGAUGAGGAAGUCAGCAGCAGCAGCAGCAGCAGCAGCGCCGGGGGAAAGCAGCAGGAGAAGCUGUCAGUAGCUGUGCACCAAGGUUCCAAUGCGUCUCAACAACAACAGCACAAAUCCAUCUCAAAAUUGGCUUCCCAGUCUCACUCACAGGGAGGAGCAGUUGAGGAGGCUGGGAACCAAGGCAGAGCAAAAGGCCCGUCCCGCAGCAAAUCGGGUGCACGAGGGUCUCUAAUUCGUCGAUGGCUCAACUUCGGCCGCUCGUGA
This is a messenger RNA of Closterium sp. Yama58-4, 1119 nucleotides long. The record is from the annotation of a GenBank genome assembly. Lineage: Eukaryota; Viridiplantae; Streptophyta; Zygnematophyceae; Desmidiales; Closteriaceae.